Emiliania huxleyi CCMP1516 is the source of this 951-nucleotide messenger RNA. RefSeq lists its product as hypothetical. Lineage: Eukaryota; Haptophyta; Isochrysidales; Noelaerhabdaceae. The transcript has 2 exons. The record is from RefSeq and is a predicted model, not a curated record. The coding region runs from base 1 to 951 and encodes 316 amino acids.
AUGGCUGUGCGUGUUGAGCACGCAUCACAGCACGAUUGCGCAGAGUGCCUCGACCUCCUCGCCGCGCCGUCGCUGGUCCGGGCCGCGCUCAAGGCGGCUCGGGCCGCAGACGCUGCCGCCGCUUCGGCUGCGACCGGCGAGCUCUGCAGGCUCGCCUCGCUCGAGCCUCACGCCAGGCGGCCGUGUGGCGCCGUCUCGCUCUCCACCUGCCUCGUGCUGGCCGCUGAGGUCGCCCUCCUGGGAGGCGAGCGGGCUGCGACUGGAGUGCGGCGCGUCCGCUCGCGCGCGCAGGCUGCCUGCUUCAUCGCGCAGUCGCGCCGCUGGGCGACCCGGUACGGCUGCGGGUCGCUGAAUCGCAUCUUCAAGCGCUCGCCGCGGCGCGGCGAGUUCCUCGCCGCAUAUGACGCGUUUGUCGCGGAGGUCGUGGCGCCGUCGCUCGGCUGCGGCGAGGGGCUCGUCUACCAGGCCGAGCCCGUGUUUCGCGUCUUUUUGCCCUACCACCUCGCCGUCGGCCCGCGCCACACGGACGCGUCAUACCACGAGCAGCCGAACGAGAUCAACUGCUGGGUGCCGCUGACCGCCGUGUCGGGCACAAACUCGCUGCAGGUGGAGUCGUCUCCAGGGGCGGGCGAUUUUGAGCCGGUCGAAUGCCGCUACGGCGAGCUCUUUCGCUUCCGCGGCAACGCUUGCGAGCACUUCUCCUGCCUCAACGUCAGCGACGCCACGCGGGUCUCCUUUGACUUUCGCGUCAUUCGGCCGCAGGAGCUGCGGCUCCGGCCGGUGGCCUCAGCGAGCAGCGACGCGCACGCGCGGGGGCGCAGCGACUACUUCACCAUCGGGCGGUACUACCGCGUGGUGGGCGACGCCCCGCGGCGGGGAGGCCGCGGCGUGCGCGGUGCUAGCCCGGGCGAGAGCGCCGAGAAGAAGGAACUCCGAGAAGAAACGACAUGA